Schistocerca nitens (vagrant locust) is the source of this 2395-nucleotide messenger RNA. RefSeq lists its product as uncharacterized. Bases 659 to 1579 code for a protein of 306 amino acids. The record is from RefSeq and is a predicted model, not a curated record. NCBI's taxonomy places the organism in Eukaryota, Metazoa, Arthropoda, Insecta, Orthoptera, Acrididae. The transcript is spliced from 6 exons.
ACCAAGUGCAGUAAUCUCGUAGUGGGGUAGUACCAAAUAGUCUAUAAUUAUAGGCUAUUUGGUAGAAUCCACGCAACCAUCGCACUAUGUCUGGAUAGCUAAAUAACCAUUAAAAAGACGCAAAAUAUCAAAAUCAAUUUCUCAUGAAUAAGUGCGGCGAGAAUAGGACAACUUCCGAUGUUAGCAAACGAAGCCACCGUCCGCCGUUAGCAUCAAUGUCAUAAUUCUAUCGUUUCCGAGCAUGCGCAGUUUUCAGCACACUCACCGCAAUCAAUUGACCAUUGACGUCACUGACCCACUUGUUACGUCGUUGGGAGGAUAAUUUACACGCUACUCUACAACGUGCACCUACCACAAGUGAGCUAUAUACGCAUGGAUGUUACUCGUGUAAACAUGAACCGAGGGGCACAUAGUGAUAUAGUUAUGACAUAGCUUAUUUCUUGCAUGUAGGACGAGGCAUAGGUAUUUUGCUUCUUUUUUUAUUAGCUGCGUAUGCGUUAACGCGCAGUUGUGGAAUGUGUUUCAAAUAGAAUUCCUUUGGGCGCUCAAAUAAUGAGUUAUCCUCUUGAUUCGCCUUGUGAUUACGUUUUAUGAUUUGGCAGGUCAUUUUUUUCUAUUAAACUGAUAUAAAUACGUGUGGGCUCCUGUGUUUAUCGAUAUGGAAUGGAACAGAAAAUCCAUUCAGCUUCUCAUUCAAGCAUACAAAGACGAACCCUCACUCUUCGAUCACAGGCACCCCCAAUAUCAUUUGAAGGCCAAUAGAAAGGAAAAACUUGCAAAAGUUGCACAAAGGGUUGGGGAGGUGCUACCUGGAGUUACAGCCAAUGACUGCAAAAGCAAAUUUGCAACCUUGCGGUCGCACUAUGGCGCUGAACUUAAGAAGAUGCGAACCGGUAAGGAAACCGGAGUAGUUUAUUCACCCACUGUGUGGUGGUUUCCACUGAUGGAGUUUCUGAAAAACCGAAUUGUACCCAGAUCGUCACACACAAAUAUUCCCGAAAGAUUUUUUUCAUAUAAGCCCCAGGCAGUAUCCAUGGAUUCCAGUCACUCCUAUGACCUAAUGGAUUGUUAUAAUCUUUCAGAUGGACCUCAGUUGCAGAUAGUGGAAUCCAGAAGUACAGAGGACACUGCAGACAGUGGCAGUGACAAUCACUCAGAGUUUUCCACAGAAAUCGUUGAAGUGAAAACUGAAAUUGAUGUGAUGCCCUCAGAGUGUGUCACCACUGAGACACAAGAUGCUCCAGAGCCACCAGAAACACAUCAUUUGUAUGCAGAAACACAACGUCAUUAUGAAAAGCCUUCAAAGCGACAAAAGAAAGAUGAUGAUGAUGAUACAUUGCUCUUAUCCACAUUGUCAGUGUUGGAGAAAGUUAGUUCAUAUUUAGAUCGAACAACUGAAGAUGACACACUGGGGAAAUUUGUGGCAGGAGAGUUACGAAAAAUGGACAAUUACAUUUGUAUUAAGACAAGAGCAAAACAUCGAAUACUCCAAGCCAUAAUGGAUGCCCAGAUGGAGAUAAUUCGUGAAAUACAGAAGACAAAGAAAAGUAACAUGGAAUGUUCAAACUAUACAAAAUAAAUGAAAUUAUUUUAUAAUAAUUAUUUAAUAAAUCCCAUCACCAAGAUUUCUGCACUGAAAUGUACACAAAUUACUUUUGCACCUAGUUUUGUUAUUGUGAAUUGAUGGAUUCACCUGAGGAAGUAUAUACUGGUAUGUGAGUGCAAGGAUCACUUGGAUGCUGGAAGGGCUUCUACAAGAUGUUUGGUUGUCAACUUUAAGCAAUAUUUCUAGUGCACAUUUCAACAGAAUGUCUCAGAAGGUUGUGCCAUUGGACAGAAAUGGCUAAAAAUAUGCUGACACUUAAGUCUGCAGGUCAACACAGAAGAGAGAUUUCUGAAUGCAAAGCAGCCAGAACUGAACUUUAUUUGUUAAUAUCCACACAAUUGUGCCACUUCAAUUUUUAUUUCUGUAACAUUGAGGGUUAAGCUGUUAGCUGUGAACUGGUUGUAAGACUGCUACAUUAUUCCACUGAUCGUGCCUACUGUGGGUGUGUUUGGGCUCUGUAUCAAUAUAUUUGUCAUCAGCAAAUGUUACAGUUUUUGAAUAGUUCUCCAUGUUCCAGACAGAUCAUUUAUGUAGACCAGAAACCAUAACAAGCAAUGCAUAAACUCUUGUGUCACACUGUAUUUAAUAUUUCCCCACUCAGAAUUUAAUUUUAUUCUUGUCGUAUCAUUUCUUAUUGUGACUCUCUGUUCUCUGUAGUUAGGAUAUGGUUUUAUCUGUGCAAGGGAAGAGCUGUAAUGCCAUAACAUUUUAGUUUCCCUGUCAGAAUUUGAUGACGUACAAAGUCAAAGUCCUUGUCAAGAUCACUGAAAAUGGUUACUGAAAUUCAGU